Molecule: messenger RNA, 1806 nt
Organism: Hemibagrus wyckioides
Lineage: Eukaryota; Metazoa; Chordata; Actinopteri; Siluriformes; Bagridae
Exons: 14
Coding region: 1-1470 (489 amino acids)
Source: RefSeq, a predicted model, not a curated record
AUGUCCGUUCUUUCAGAGUAUUUAGUGGUGACAGGGGCAGAGCGAGCCAUCUUUGCCACUGCGGGUAAGGACGUGGUGCUAAACUGCUCUGUAGAUCCACGUGUACCAGCCAGCGAGAUCGAAGAAGUGACCUGGAAGAAGAUGGACAGAGAGAAACAAAGUGACAUAUCUGUCCUGCUUUAUCAAGACAAGAGGAUCUACUCAGACUUCUCACAUGAGAGUUACCAGGACAGAGUUCAUUUCUUUUCUUCAGAAAUCCCGAAAGGAAACUUCUCACUAAAGCUCAUGAAUGUAAGGAUGGAAGAUAAAGGAGAAUUCGUGUGUGAGGUCCACACCAGGAACAUGUCAGGACUUACCACUGUGUUUCUGGAAAGAAUUGAGCAUGUGCAAAAAGUUGUGAAGUCUUUGGCUGUACCGCUUUACUACUCGAUUCUAGCAAUAGCUACAUGUUCAGUUUUUUUUGAUAAACUGCUUCAGGCUCAGACAGCAUAUGAACAUAUGAUAACAUUAAUGGCGGUGGUAAUAACCGUGUCUCUCAUCGGCGCUGUCAUUUUAGCUAUAUUUGAUCUGAGGAUGUAUUCGACUGUGUGCCUCGAAACCUUCAAUGGCGCUUUGCUUGCUAUUUUUCUCCAUCAAUCUAGAAAAGAUUAUUUUGAGCUCUGUUCAAUCCGUAUUGUGAACAAUCCAUGCAUCGACCACAUACCGAUAACUGCAACAUUGCCACCCCUCAUCAUUUCACUGAUGAUUCUUCUGUUUUUUCAAAAACAUUACUUUCAACGGAAACCUUUCAGGUGUCUGCAUAUUGCUGUGGCAUCUGCUUUUGUGAUUUCAUACAGCCUGCUGGAUAUAUCCUUUUUUGUGCUCAUUGGAUUUAUCAUUAGAGAUUUUGCCACAGUAUGGAUUUUUCCUGUUGAGUCAGUAAUCUAUAUCCUUGCAUGGCUAGCAGUGAUUUGUCUGCUGCGAAGCCAAAGACUGGGAUGUUGCGCCCAACGGAGAGGGCUUGGAUAUUUGUGUUGCGUUGUCAUUGUCAUGUUUCUGAUCAUUGCAAUCGGUGCACUCUGCCUUCAUUUUUCUACAGAGGCAAUGGAACAUAAAAAAGAUCAUGCUGGAUAUGUGGCUUUGGUAGUUUUACUUCAUGUUUUAGCAGCAACAUCCUUGUUCAAACAUCCAAAACAUUUGCCUGAGUUUCUUCACAUUAUGAUCUACAUGUUCGGAUCCGUAGGACUCGUUGUUUUAAACUCACUCAUUCUAGUCGUGGAAUUAUUUCUAAAAGCAGGGAAAGGAGUACGGACUGUAGGAGAUCUGCGUGUGAUUGUUUUACCGUUUGAAACAGUGUUUGUUUUGACUUGGCUCGCUUUGCUAAUCUGCAGUGCUUGGAAGAGAUUACAAGUCCGAAUAAAAAAGAAUUUUGAAGACGGGAAAGUAGCAGCAGCUGAGGAAAUAGAGGUCCUUCCUGUCCGAUCAUCCUGACGUAUCCAAGGAGAUCAAUAAAAUAUGAAUCUGCCUGAUAUACUAUACCUCAUACCUUGUGAAUGGAUUACAGACGAAUCUGGACAAAUGUAGUAAUGGAACAUUGUGAAAUUGUCUCACAUUUCCAGUUCCUUCAGGACUUUCAGUACACUUUCUGUCCUAAUCAUUUUAGUUGAACUCUGCCUUAACAAACAUGUGUACAGAUGUGUUGUCUUUAAUAAUCUACAAGUAAGAUACUUUCAUUUAAUUGUAGCUGUUUAACCCGUUCCAUUUUGUUACCUCUUUUCAUGUUGCUCCUGUUUUGUUUAAUAAAAAUAAAAGUUUGUUGUUUACAGU